GUAGUACGCACGCGUACCGCAAAAUAACGUGCGCGUUGGCCUGACUGUGUUUAUCCAAGUGGAGGCUGGGUGGACCGCCUUCUCCUAUCUGGGAGGGACAGGAGUGGCUAGCUGACUGGCUAGCUGGUUAGCGUGAAUAUAGUAAACGGCCGCUACUGGUUGUUGAUAGCUAGAUAACCGAUGCCGAUGCCGUUACGUUUCGACGUCGGUCUCCAUAACCCGGUUCGUUUACUCUCGACGCGUCGGUGCCAUCAGUCCCGUUACCCGACGCACAGUGAAGCUAACGGAUAAGCUAGCUUGUCAAGCCGCCCCGCGGUGCGCUCGCUCCCUGUAUGUCCAGGUGUUGGAGCGUCGCUCGGGGUUCUCAUGGCCGUUGGUUGACGGGCGAAGCGAUGCGGCACCACUGGCUGCUCCUCGGGGCUUGCGGCUGGGUUCUGCUCAUCCUGAUGUUCGUCAGCAAGUUCAUCGGCUUCAGAGCUGUGGAUGAUUACGGAGGGAGGGUCGUUGGUCAGAGUUGGACAGUGCAAGGCACCAAGGUGGUCAAACCCAUUCCUGUUUCCAACCCAGUACAACCCGGUCCAAAGCCAUCUGAUCAGCCCUCACCAGUCCCCUCAGUGACCGACUGGCAGUCCGUCGUCGAGAGUCGGCUCGAGUUGCUCUCCAAUGUGUGCAAGAACAGCAGCUUUGCGAACACGACUCAUGCUGCCAUCAGCAAGUUUGUCCUGGACCGCAUCUUCGUCUGCGACAAACACAAGAUCUUGUUCUGCCAGACGCCUAAAGUGGGCAACACGCAGUGGAAAAAGGUCCUCAUUGUGCUCAAUGGAGCGUUCCCCACUGUGGAGGAGAUCCCCGAAAACCUUGUUCACGACCACGAGAAGAACGGCCUUCCGCGUCUCUCGUCCCUCGCGCCGCAGGAGAUCACUCACAGAUUAAACACUUACUUUAAGUUUUUCAUCGUGAGAGACCCCUUCGAGCGGCUGAUUUCGGCCUUCAAGGACAAGUUUGUGAAGAACCCGCGCUUCGAGCCUUGGUACAAGCACGACAUCGCCCCGGCCAUCAUCCGCAAGUACCGCAAGAUCCACCGCGACGGCGAGCUCGCCGCCUCCGGCCUGCACUUUGAGGACUUUGUCCGUUACUUGGGCGACGCGGAAGGCCGCCAGCGCAUGGACCGGCAGUUCGGCGAGCACGUCAUCCACUGGGUGACCUACGCGGAGCUGUGCGCGCCCUGCGAGAUUCACUACAGCGCGGUGGGCCACCACGAGACGCUGGAGCAGGACGCCGCCCACAUUCUCAAAGCUACGGGCAUCGACCACGCGGUGUCCUACCCCGCCAUCCCCCCAGGCAUCACCCGCUACAACAGGACCAAGGUGGAGCAAUACUUUGCGGGCAUCAGCCGGCGGGACAUCAGGCGUCUCUACGCACGAUACCAGGGGGACUUCCAGCUGUUCGGUUACCCGAUCCCUGACUUUCUACUGGACUAAAAACUGAUUAACGCAGCCUUAAGAUUUUGUGUGUGUGGGGGGAGAGGGGAGUCAAUGGGAAGGUAAAAUACAGGCGUUGCUACCUUUUUAUAUUUAAUGAUCUUGAAUGACCGAUUGUCUUAGAGAGAGGUGUUCUCUGUAGUUCCAGGGAUACAGACCUGUUGCCCUGUAAUGUAGCUACUGUACUGGACCGUACGGGUGGCCGUGUCAUCGGAAGAGGGGGGCAGCCAUAGGUCAGUGCCAUGCGUUUUGACACGUUCCGUCUUUUCUGUACCUCUUGCUAUCACGCUAGACAUAGGCAGAGCUACCCUGUAUCAGGGACUUUUUUUGGUAUAAACGUUAGGCUUAGAAGACAAACAUAUAGGACAUCAGCGUUUUUCACAAAUUAGCUGUUUAUUAUUUUGUUACAGGGGUCAUUUGGGUGUUUUGGGUUGUAUGUGAUUCACUUACUCAGCGUCAGUUCAUUAACCCCCCCCCCAGGACAUGACUCUUGACACACCCCAUGUUUGAAGAAACAGGGAGGCAUUACUGCACUGAAACAAAGCAAGUUGACUCUACGUACAUGAAACACUAAACAUUAUACACUUAAAAGAAAAGGCCCACUAAAGGUAAAGGCUGACGAUGGAUCCUUACCUCAUACACCCAAACUACCCUAUUAACGUCUUGGAAGAUGCUAUAGUACUCUUCAAAUAUCAUGAAAUACUUACACAAUGAAGCAAAGGCUAUAGUCCUUAGUGUGUCCUUUGUGAGAUUGAUUAAAGACUGCUUUUCUUUUUCAGCUGUUAACCGCACCGGGACAUUGAAGGAAAUUGGCACUGGAUUUUACAGGAUCAUUUUUCCAUCAGAGAUGUUUGAAUGUUAUUAGCGUCUCUCGCCACGCAACAUUUCUACUACAUUUUGCUAUUUAUGAUAUGUAAUUAUUAACCCGGCACCAACAGUGUAGGACUCUGCCACCUGGGGACUUUUUUGGACAGGUGAUUAUAACACAAGUAACACGACUCUGUAUUAAAGUUCCAUGUGAAUUGAUGUGCUGUUCCUUCUUUUUUUAUUUUAAUUGUGUGUUGGUUUAAGGCAUAUUUACCAUUAAGGACGUGGCCCAUAUCUUGUUUGUUGCUGCAUUAACAUCAAACAUCCACCAGGCGGCAGUAAAAGACCUACGAUGUUACAAUAUGACUACUUCGUUAAGAAAAACCACAAACCCUUGUUGAAGCCUUUCACUAAAUGUCGUCUCACAGUUGUUGCUAUGGACAUUUGAGACAUGGAAAUAGGGACAAAGCAAUGACUUUAUAGCCAUAAGUCAGCAACAAACACCUCAAGACAGAUGGAGCAGUAUCUAAAGUGCAAGCUAACCUUUUAUCAGAUGGACUUAAGUUGUAUCACGGACCAUAAAACAUAAUUCUUACACAGA
Messenger RNA from Gasterosteus aculeatus aculeatus (three-spined stickleback), 2889 nucleotides. It is a transcript of the gene chst10, whose product is annotated as carbohydrate sulfotransferase 10. Lineage: Eukaryota; Metazoa; Chordata; Actinopteri; Perciformes; Gasterosteidae. Gene Ontology annotation, cellular component: membrane. The record is from RefSeq and is a predicted model, not a curated record. Gene Ontology annotation, biological process: proteoglycan biosynthetic process; carbohydrate biosynthetic process. Gene Ontology annotation, molecular function: sulfotransferase activity.